GUUCCGCCCUCCCCACCCGUGGAGCCUUCCAGAAGUCCCCGGCAGAUCCGUGCGGCUUGCAGUUCAGCCACACUCCAGGAUCACAUCAUUAAACGCGUUAUUCUGUCAGAUAAACGCCGAUUGUGUGUUCUAAACUCCAAAUCAGCAUGUCCACUUUGGGCACAUUAGCCUUUGAUGAAUAUGGAAGGCCCUUCAUCAUCAUUAAAGACCAAGACAAGAAGACACGCUUAUCGGGCAUUGAUGCACUGAAGUCUCACAUAAUGGCAGCCAAGGCAGUGGCAUCAACGCUUAAGACAUCUUUGGGUCCAAACGGUCUUGACAAGAUGAUGGUUGACAAGGAUGGAGAAGUAACUGUCACUAAUGAUGGCGCCACCAUUCUCAGCAUGAUGGAUGUGGACCACCAGAUUGCCAAGCUGAUGGUGGAACUGUCCAAAUCCCAAGAUGAUGAGAUUGGUGAUGGAACCACUGGAGUUGUUGUGCUGGCUGGAUCGCUGCUUGAGCAGGCCGAGCAGCUGCUGGACCGAGGAAUCCACCCCAUCAGGAUCUCCGAUGGUUACGACCAAGCUGCACGCAUAGCCAUAGAGCAGCUGGACAAAAUAGCAGAAACUUUCCCCUUCGAUCCCAACAACACCGAACCACUCAUUCAGACUGCCAUGACAACGCUGGGGUCAAAAGUCAUCAACCGGUGCCACAGACAGAUGGCGGAAAUUGCAGUGAAUGCCAUCCUCACUGUGGCCGACAUGGAAAGGAAGGAUGUAGACUUUGAGCUCAUCAAGGUGGAGGGCAAGGUGGGAGGAAAGCUGGAGGACACACAGCUCAUUAAGGGAGUCAUAGUGGAUAAGGAGUUCAGCCACCCUCAGAUGCCUAAGCUUCUCAAAGAUGUUAAAAUCGCUAUUCUAACCUGCCCGUUUGAGCCUCCUAAACCCAAGACCAAACACAAGUUGGAUGUGACCUCCGUUGAGGACUACAAAGCCCUCCAGAAUUAUGAAAAAGAGAAGUUUGAGGAGAUGAUCCAGCAGGUCAAAAGCACUGGUGCUAACUUGGCCAUCUGCCAGUGGGGCUUUGAUGAUGAGGCCAACCAUCUUCUGCUGCAAAGCGAGCUGCCUGCUGUGCGCUGGGUUGGAGGGCCUGAGAUUGAGUUGAUUGCUAUAGCUACCGGAGGCCGUAUUGUGCCGAGGUUCUGCGAGCUGACACCAGAGAAGCUCGGAACCGCUGGCUUGGUGAAGGAGAUCUCCUUUGGCACAACCAAGGAUCACAUGCUCGUCAUCCAGGAGUGCAAAAACACCAGGGCUGUAACCAUUUUCAUCCGAGGCGGCAACAAAAUGAUCAUUGAGGAAGCCAAGCGUGCUCUCCACGAUGCUCUGUGUGUAAUCCGCAAUUUGGUGAAAGAUAACCGUAUUGUGUAUGGGGGCGGAGCUUCAGAGAUAGCCUGUGCCCUGGCUGUCAACCAGGCUGCAGAUAAGUGCCCAUCAUUGGAGCAGUAUGCCAUGAGGUCAUUUGCUGAUGCCCUCGAGGUCAUCCCAAUGGCUCUGGCUGAAAACAGCGGGCUGAACCCCAUCCAGACCAUGACUGAGGUCAGAGCCCGGCACGUCAAAGAGAGCAACCCCUUCCUUGGAAUUGACUGUUUGCAUCACAACACCAAUGACAUGAAGCAGCAGCAUGUGAUCGAGACCCUGAUCGGCAAGAAGCAGCAGAUCCUGCUGGCCACUCAGGUGGUCAAAAUGAUCCUAAAGAUAGAUGACAUCCGAAACCCGGGGGAGAGUGAGGACUAAAGACCCGCCUGAAGAAGGAAGACCCAAAUCUGCUCUUUAAUGUAAAAAUCUGAGCUGCUCUAGAGGUCUUUAGCACCUCCUCAAGCCCAGUGCCGCACUGCUUACUGCUAUUUAUCGUUUGAUACAGAAAUGUCCCAAGCUGUGUUAGUUCUAAAGUCACCAAUAAAAGGUUGGUCUGUUGAAACUUCAAAAUCUCA
Messenger RNA from Nothobranchius furzeri (turquoise killifish), 1969 nucleotides. RefSeq names its product chaperonin containing TCP1, subunit 5 (epsilon) (gene cct5). The record is from RefSeq and is a predicted model, not a curated record. Lineage: Eukaryota; Metazoa; Chordata; Actinopteri; Cyprinodontiformes; Nothobranchiidae. Gene Ontology annotation, molecular function: ATP hydrolysis activity; ATP-dependent protein folding chaperone; ATP binding. Gene Ontology annotation, biological process: protein folding. Gene Ontology annotation, cellular component: chaperonin-containing T-complex.